Molecule: messenger RNA, 3780 nt
Organism: Sinocyclocheilus grahami
Lineage: Eukaryota; Metazoa; Chordata; Actinopteri; Cypriniformes; Cyprinidae
Product: WD repeat-containing protein 11
Exons: 28
Coding region: 106-3675 (1189 amino acids)
Cellular component (GO): cytoplasm
Molecular function (GO): protein binding
Source: RefSeq, a predicted model, not a curated record
GGAACAGUAAUGAAACGCACCGCAAACAUUUCCUAAAAACACAGCUGGACAAUUCAUUACAUUUAACGAACCAAAACGUUCCACUUUUUCAUGUAGUUUUGACGUAUGGCUUCAACCAUGAUUCCAUACACGGUCAAUAUUAAACUGGCUGCACGAACAUUGACCGGAACCCUUAAUUUACAGAACAAGACAGCAGUAGACUGGGGAUGGCAGGGACUGAUCGCUCAAGGCUGUCACUCUAGUAUCCUCAUCAUUGAUCCAAAAACGGCUCAGACCAUUCAGGUCCUGGAGAGACACAAAGCCAGUGUGGUCAAGGUAAAAUGGUCCAGAGAAAACUAUCACCACAGUCUCAGCUCACCCUAUUCUCUUCGCCUGGCAUCUGCAGAUGCAGCAGGGAAGAUUAUUGUGUGGGAUGUGGUGAGUGGUAUGGCACACUGUGAAAUCCAGGAACACACCAAACCUAUUCAGGAUAUGGACUGGCUGUGGACUCAGGAUGCUUCUCUUGAUCUUCUUCUGGCUGUUCACCCUCCCAACUAUAUUGUUCUGUGGAAUGGAGACACUGGCACCAAGCUGUGGAAGAAGAGCUAUGCUGAGAACAUCCUGUCUUUCUCCUUUGACCUCUUUGAGCCCUCCAAUCUGGCAUUGCUAACCAGCGAGGGUAUAGUGUUCAUCACCGAUUUCUCACACUCUAAACCGCCGGGAAGUGGAGGUAAGAAGGUUUAUAUCGCCAGUCCUCAUUCCAGCCCUGCCCAUAGCAAACCUGCUGCGGCUCAACCUACCGGUGCCAAAAAGGCCCUCAAUAAGGUCAAAGUGCUCAUCACCAAUGAGAAACCCACGGCUGAAGCAGUGACUCUUAAUGAUUGUCUCCAGCUGUCAUAUCUACCAUCUAAGAGGAAUCACAUGUUACUGUUGUACCCCAGAGAAAUCCUCAUCCUAGACUUGGAGCUCAGUCAGACCGUUGGAGUGGUUGCCAUCGAGCGCUCUGGCGUACCCUUUAUACAGGUGAUUCCUUGUGCCCAGAGAGAUGCUCUUUACUGCCUCCACGAGAACGGUUGCAUCACACUGCGUGUGUGCCGUUCCACAACACCUUCUCCUAAUGAAACAGUGAUUGAUCCAGAGCAGAAUGUGCAAGAGUUGGUAUACGAUCUCCGCUCCCAGUGUGACGCCAUCCGUGUGACUAAGACAGUGCGGCCCUACCGAGUGGUUAUCUGUCCUGUCAACGAGAACAAUGCCGCCCUCAUAGUCAGUGAUGGAAGGGUAAUGCUGUGGGAGCUUAAAGCUCAUGCCAGUAAAUCAUCUUCAGGCCUGAGUUCUGGCUUGCCACCUUUGUAUUCUCCCGUGAAUUUCUGUGGAACACCUUUACUUCAGAAUCAAAAAUGCAUCCCAGAUCUUUCUCUGAAUACAAUGAUAGGUCACAGUCUGAUUUCUGGAGUGGACUCCCCACGACCCCUGGCUGGUCAACAAGAAGUACAUCUGAAGUUCCUGUUGACAGGUCUGCUGUCUGGCCUGCCUUUGCCCCCAUUCUCCCUCCGGAUGUGCCCUCCGCUUACCACAAAGAACAUCAACCAUUACCAGCCCUUAUUGGCUGUGGGUACAAGCAAUGGCUCUGUGCUGGUGUACAACUUGACCAGUGGCCUCCUGCACAAAGAGCUAAGUGUCCAUUCCUGUGAAGUCAGAGGAAUCGAAUGGGUCAGUCUGACUAGUUUUCUCUCCUUCGCCACCUCUGUUCCCAACAACCUUGGACUUGUGAGGAAUGAACUGCAACAUGUGGACUUACGCACAGGGCGUUGCUUUGCAUUUCGAGGUGAACGUGGGAACGAUGAACCAGCCAUUGAAAUGAUUAAAGUGUCACAUCUGAAGCAGUACCUGGUGGUGGUGUUUAGAGAUAAACCUUUGGAACUCUGGGAUGUACGCACCGGAACCCUGCUGCGUGAGAUGGCCAAGAACUUCCCUACGGUCACUGCCCUGGAGUGGUCUCCAUCACAUAACCUUAAAAGUCUGAAGAAAAAGCAGCUUGCUGCCCGAGAGGCCAUGGCCAGACAGACCACCCUCGCUGAUGCUGAGCAGAGCAGUGUAGAGUCCUCUGUCAUCAGUCUGUUGCAGGAUGCUGAGAGUAAAUCUGAAAUGAGUCAGGGCAUAUCAGCUCGAGAACACUUUGUGUUUACUGACACAGAUGGUCAGGUCUAUCACAUCACCGUGGAAGGCAACACUGUGAAGGAUGGGGCACGUAUUCCACCUGAUGGCAGUAUGGGAAGCAUUGCCUGUAUUACAUGGAAAGGAGACACCCUAGUUCUGGGAGAUGUAGAUGGAAACCUCAAUUUUUGGGACCUAAAGGCUCGACUUUCAAGGGCUGUACCUACACACCGUGGGUGGGUGAAGAAGAUUCGUUUUGCUCCUGGGAAAGGCAACCAAAAACUCUUGGUGAUGUACACAGAUGGAGCUGAGGUCUGGGAUACCAAGGAGGUGCAGAUGGUGAGCAGCAUCAGAGUGGGGCGGAAUGUGAAUUAUAGAAUUCUGGAUAUUGACUGGUGUACAUCAGAUAAAGUAGUAUUGGCAUCAGAUGAUGGCUGCGUGAGAGUGCUGGAGAUGGCCAUGAAGUCUGCCAGUUAUAGAAUGGAUGAGCAGGACCUGACAGAUCCAGUAUGGUGUCCCUAUCUUCUACUGCCACGUGCUGCUCUCACACUGAAGGCCUUUCUGCUACUGCAGCCAUGGUCCGAUACAUUAACCAUGGACAUCACUCAUGUAGACUACAAAGAAAAAGAUGAAAUCAAAGGACUGAUCCAGGAACAGCUCAACUCUCUUUCUAAUGACAUCAAAAGCGUUCUCCAGGAUCCAAAUCUGAACUUGCUACAACGCUGCCUCCUUGUGUCUCGGCUGUUUGGUGAUGAAUCAGACCUUCAGUUUUGGACUGUGGCUGCUCAUUACGUCCAGUCUUUUGCCCAGAGCUGCCAGCCCAGUGGAUCCGUCCCAGAAGGCCAAACACCAGCUGAGGUCCCUCAGAGCAGCCACUUGGACAUUUGCCACGACAUCUUAUGUGAAAGCUCUUUCUUCCAGAGGUUUCAGCUGGAGCGUGUUCGUCUACAAGAAGUGAAACGAUCCAGCUAUGAACACACCAAAAAGUGUGCUGACCAGCUUCUGCUGCUGGGACAGGGUGUGCAGUUGCUCUGCCUGAUCGACAAAGCAGCAGAUGCUUGUCGUUAUCUGCAGACGUAUGGAGAGUGGAACCGUGCUGCCUGGCUGGCCAAGGUGCGUCUGAGCCCAGCAGAAAGUUCAGAUGUGCUGAAGCGCUGGGCAGAGCAUCUGUGUUCUCCUCAGGUAAAUCAGAAAUCAAAGGCCAUCCUGGUCCUGCUCUCAUUAGGAUGCUUUCACAAAGUGGGCGAGAUGCUUCACAGCAUGAGAUAUUUCGACCGUGCUGCACUCUUUAUUGAAGCCUGCUUGAAAUAUGGUGUGAUGGAGACAAAUGACGACAUUAAUAAGCUUAUAGGUGCAGCCUUUGUGGACUACGCUAAGCUGCUUCGCUCCAUCGGACUGCAACAGGGUGCUGUGCUAUGGGCGUCUCGUGCUGGAGAGGCGGGAAAGGAGCUGCUGGAUGAGCUGUGCCAAACAGAGAGUAUGGGGCUAGAACCCAGCCCCACUGAGGAGGAAGUGGACAACUCUCUUGGCAAUGUAGAAUGACUUGCCCCCAAGUACACCAGUGGGGGAAAGAGAGGAUAUGUAAAGAAAAACUUAAAUAAAGAAGAUGCAUAAUAUCUUUAAGAAAAAAAAAAGAACUAUUAUAGC